This is a messenger RNA of Theileria annulata, 2238 nucleotides long. RefSeq lists its product as uncharacterized. Bases 1 to 2238 code for a protein of 745 amino acids. The record is from RefSeq and is a predicted model, not a curated record. Lineage: Eukaryota; Apicomplexa; Aconoidasida; Piroplasmida; Theileriidae. The transcript has 3 exons.
AUGGAUACUGAUAGUAUAAAUAGUAAUAGUGUAGAAUUGGAAAUAACAAGUUUAGAAGGUGUAAGUUUAAGAAGAAAGUUUUUUUUUUAUUUUUUCCUCUCGGUAGUUUUUGUUUUCUUUUUCAUUAUUAAUUUUCUACCAUACAAUGAUCCUGAUAAUAUUAAUUUUUAUAAUCUAUCACUAAUUAAUUCUUAUUAUCAUGGUACAUAUUCCAUUUGUCUCAACACUUCUAAUACUACUACUAAGGAUACUACUAUGAAUACUAACAAUACUAAUAGUACUGUGGAUACUACUAUGAAUACUAACAAUACUAAUAGUACUGUGGAUACUACUAAGAAUACUACUGGUACUAAUACUGGUGCCGUUGGACCAAGCACCGUUACUAAGGAUACAAAAGAAUGUAUAGAUGGUUUAAUGGAUAUGAUAAUAUUAUUGAAAGAUGUAAAUUUGGAUGGUUUUUAUAGAAUAUAUGUUGGUUUAUUAUUUGAAACUGAUUAUCAAGGUAAAUGGUAUCAAUUUUGGAAAAAUAAACAUUUCUUCUCCUCUAGGCAUAAAAAUUCCAAUAUCAUCAUCUCAUUAUCAAAUUUAAUAUAUAUCGCACCAAAUACUUUAAAUAGUAGUCUAAAUAAUAUUUAUUUCAAUGAUUUUAUACCAAAUUUUAUUAAUACAAAUUCAAUUAAGGGGAAUCUAAUUAAUAAGGGGAAUCCAAUUAACAAGGUAAAUCUAAUUAAGAAUGAUGGAAUAUCAAUAAUAAAUAAUGGUAAAUUAAUAAAUAGUAUAAGAUUAAAUACUUGGAAUGAAUUUUCACAUUUAGGUAAUAUACAUAAUUUUAAUCUUAUAAUAAGAUUAUUCAAUAGUAUGAGUAUGAGUAAUGGUAUGGGAACUAGUGAUAAGAGUACUAGUGGUAUGGAUAAUCCUAUGACUAAUCCCACAGUUAGUACUAUGGAUAGUACUAUGGAUAGUAUGGAUAAUAUGGAUAGAAAAAUAUCGAGUAGAGAUUUGGAUGAAUUUUAUUUAAUAAAUAUGAGGAAAUAUGUACAAAAUGAAUAUGAACAUAUUGCAAAUUUUGAUAUAUCACUUUAUAAUCCAUUUUCUAUCUUCUCAACACAUAAUUUCUUCAAUACCAAAACUACUAUUGAUGAUAAUAUUGAUGAUAUUAAUUAUCUACUCAAUAAUAAUAAUACAGAAGUGAAUAAUGUUGAAGUUAAGAUUAUAGAUAAUAUUAAUGGUAAUAAUAAUAUAUUAAUAGAUUAUUUUAAUCCUAUACAAUUAUUACAUACUAAUACCCAUUCCAAACAACCACCCGAUAGUCAACAUACAUCACUGGAUAAUGAACAUACAUCUAUGAAUAAUCAACUUAAAUCUCCUGAUAAUCAACUUAAAUCUCCUGAUAAUCAACUUAAAUCUCCUGAUAAUCAACAUACAUCUAUGAAUAAUCAAUAUACUACACGGAAUUAUGAAAAAAUAGAAGGAGAAUUAUAUAGUAAUGAUGUGGAUAUAAGAAUAAAAAUGAAAUGUAUAGAGAAAGAUAUGAGUAUAUUAUCACGUGGUAUAAAUAUAAUAUAUAUAUUAUAUAUAAUAAAGAGUUUAAUAGAAGUAUUAUUAUAUAAUAAACAAUUUAAAGCUAUAAAUUCACAAUCAGAAUAUAAUCGAAUAAGUAUUAUGACAAUUAGUUUAAUGACAUUUCAAGAAGUUUUUGAAAUUUUCUUACUCUUGUUUCAUUCAAAUAUUUUCUUUUCCAAUUUAAUUUAUUUUACUCUUGUGCUUUUUUUAAAAUUCUUUCUACUUACUGUUAUACAACAUAGUUUUAUUAUUCUUAUUUGGCGUUCUAGUCAUUCUUAUCAAAUUAGACAAGGAUGGAAUACAUUACAAAAAUCUUUUAAUGUCUGGAAUGGACAGAAAAAUUCUUUAAACUAUUUCUUCAUAUUGGUAAUGAUUGUAUUGAAAAUGUUAGUACCAUUUUAUAUCUUCUAUUUCAAAGAUAAUGUCUUUAAUUUUGAUCGAUUUGAUGGUGACAAUAUUAAUACAAAUGCUACACUUGUAUAUAUAAUAUUAUUAUUAUCUUUAUUACAAAUUGUUAUAAUUUUAAUACAAAGGUUAUAUGGUGCCAGAUAUUUAUUCAAUUGGCCAAUAUUACCUAAAAUUUAUUCUUACAUGAGACCAUGGACUAAAAUCAUGCAAGAUGAUUUACAACAAUGUAAUAUUUGUAUGUAUCAAAUUUUAUAUUCCAAUAAGUAA